Messenger RNA from Oikopleura dioica, 924 nucleotides. The record is from the annotation of a GenBank genome assembly. Lineage: Eukaryota; Metazoa; Chordata; Appendicularia; Copelata; Oikopleuridae.
AUGAAGCUUUUAUCAAUUUUAUUGGGCGGCUCUGCCUCAUUCACAACAAGUGAGUAUUCAACAUCAACAACGACGGAACCGACUACGCCGACGGACGGAUACGGCUGGACGACAGACUGGUGGGAGACUGUUAUGAGCACGACCUCAACUGGUUUUUUCGAAUAUCCGAAUGAAUACCCGCCCUUUUCGCGCUGCACUUGGACCAUCAAUCUUGGUGAGAAUAAAGCCUUUCAAAUCAUCCCUCGGGCUUUUGAUGUCAACCGAACCUGGAGAAGAACCUGGAAUGGAUGGAAUGUCGAUUACGUAUUGAGCUGUUUCUACGAUCACGUGACAGUCAACGCCAAUGGGGUCGAGCGAACUUUCUGCGGAAAAAAUGAGGAUCCGGUAGGAAGAUCAGUUCCUGAUGAAGAUCUUGAUGAGUUCGAACCCGAAGAAGAAGGAAAACACCACGACGGAGAUCUUUCAAACGUCGAAGAAGGAUUUCCCAUCAUCGUUGUUCCAAGUGGCUCGGCAGUGGUGACAUUUCAAUCGAAUUGGGAUUAUGCAAAAUCCGGCUUUGAACUCGAAAUAGCCGAGCUUUCAAGAUUGCAAGUCAUCGAAAUUCAUGCGCAAAGAAUUUUCAAGUCUCUUCCCAAAAAUCGCUUCGGGGAAAGAUACCAACACCGCAUGGAAAGAACUUUUGCCCAAAUGAAAGCGGCUUACACUGGCGACCAGUGUUACGAAGACAACGGUUUCGGUGAAGAAGCAGCUGACAUCAACGUUUUUGACGAAAACGACAUGUGCAAACUAAACGGGCAAAUCAACGCGGCCAUCAAUAGCUUCGCACGAAACUAUGCUUGUGAAGGAAGAGGGAAGGUCCAUCGACAAAUCAUCAGAUCUGCGCGAAAAACUCGAAAUUUUUACGCUGCGAAAAAUGACUGUUAA